CUGAAAGGGUUUAUUGAAAUGUUUCUUUGCUUCGACUGGCUUUUGGACAUUCCGUUUCUUAUUGCCCAAUCACUGCAGCAGCAAAGUGGCAAGAUAGGAUGCUCCCUAAGAAUGCGAUAUAAGGAAAGAAUUCAGGCCUCGAGAAGUAACCUUAAGAAAAAGUGACUGGGCUGUGCACUGCCAGCUGAGACGGGAACAGUGAGAGCUGGAGGUGCGACUCAAAGUAGGGUUUCCUUCCUAGGCGCACGUAAGAACACCUAAAAGGGGCGGGGCUUUAGGGUUUCGCAGCCCCAGGAGGCGGGUUCCGAGGUGUCGGAUCUGGUGUGCGGCCCGCACUCCGCAUGCGCGUGCGCAUUGCGAACCUUCGCCGGUGCUGUUGUCUUCUCCAAGAUGGAAUUUCGCUCCGCGCAACAAUCAGUAAUGCAGCUGCUACGUACGGUGGCUCCGGCAGACCUCCCAGCGCUGCUCGAGUGGAUGAGAACUACCCGAGAUUUUGAUGAAUUCACUCAAGAUAAUAAUGACAUUAUGUUGAAACACAUAGCAGAGGACCUUCGGAAUUGCUUACCUCUAGAAACCAUGCUUUCUUCAGAAUAUCUAGCACUUCAAAAAAUACAGCAGCAGCCAGAACCCACAGUUCACGUUGAUGCAUUCCUUUAUGAUGAAGACUUUAUUGAUUCAUUAUGUGAGGAAGGAAAAAUGAGCAGAAACUACUGUCUGGUGUGUGGCUCACGCCAGAUUGCACCUUUAGGAUUUAUUUCUCAUUCCUUCUCCCUCAUGGAAUUGAAGUUCAUUUAUCAUCAUGUCCUCCCUGAUCUGUCGGGAAAGGUCUUGGUUGACGUUGGCUCCAGGCUUGGCACAGUCCUUUAUGGGGGUUAUCUUUAUAGUUCAGCACUGCAACUAUAUGGAGUAGAAUUGAAUGGAGAUUUUUGCCAGUUGCAGGAAAUGGUUAUAAAAAAAUACCAGUUCAUGGACAGAAUAAAGGUGCUUCAUGCAGACAUCUGUACCCAAGGUUCACUUCUGCAAAAUGCUGAUGUUAUUAUAAUGAAUAAUGUCUUCGAAUAUUUUCUUGAUGAGGCAGAACAGGCCAGAGCCUGGGAAUAUAUCAGCCAUAAUGUAAGGAAACAAGGAUCCUUAUUAGUAACAGUACCGAGCCUUGAAGAUUCUCUCUCAAGUCUUCAGAUUAAUAUACAGUUAUCUCCCUGGGUUGAAGAGAUACCAUUGAACUACGAUGUAUACCCAGAAAAGCAUACUGACAGAGAAGCUCUUGAACAAAUUCAUUUGUAUAAGAUUCUGUAACAUUAAAAUAGUCCUAUCUCAGUGUAA
Molecule: messenger RNA, 1323 nt
Organism: Suricata suricatta (meerkat)
Lineage: Eukaryota; Metazoa; Chordata; Mammalia; Carnivora; Herpestidae
Exons: 8
Coding region: 391-1296 (301 amino acids)
Molecular function (GO): methyltransferase activity
Source: RefSeq, a predicted model, not a curated record